Nematostella vectensis (starlet sea anemone) is the source of this 828-nucleotide messenger RNA. Its product is annotated as DNA-directed RNA polymerase I subunit RPA12. Gene Ontology annotation, molecular function: zinc ion binding; DNA-directed RNA polymerase activity; nucleic acid binding. Gene Ontology annotation, biological process: termination of RNA polymerase I transcription; DNA-templated transcription. Gene Ontology annotation, cellular component: RNA polymerase I complex. The coding region runs from base 32 to 403 and encodes 123 amino acids. The transcript is spliced from 4 exons. The record is from RefSeq and is a predicted model, not a curated record. NCBI's taxonomy places the organism in Eukaryota, Metazoa, Cnidaria, Anthozoa, Actiniaria, Edwardsiidae.
UGCGGGUUUCCUGUGCACUAUCAAAUCCAAGAUGGCGGAACGUAAAACUAAAGAAGCUUUUGAGUGUGAUCCCGACUUUUGUCCUGUUUGCGGAUCAAUUUUGCCUCUUCCUGGACUGGAGGAUGUCGUCUCUUGUAAACUGUGCGAUUUCCAACGUGAUACUGCAGAAUUUGAGGAAGUGGAGAUUCACUCCAAGAAACGUUUUAAUGUUGAUAAGGAAAAAAGAACAACAGAUGACAGAAAGAAUGAUGACACUUCAGGACCAAUGGUGGACAGGAAAUGCCCUAACUGUGGACAUGAGGGGAUGACAUACAUGACCAGACAAACCCGCUCAGCAGAUGAGGGGCAAACAGUUUUCUACAUUUGCACUGACUGCAGAUUCCAAGAAACAGAAUACUCAUAGAAGCUCAAGCAUCAUGCUUCAAGUGGAGUCACUGUCUACGAAUCUCAGAUAUAAGUGUCUAAAUCUAAACUGGCUGUGUCACUACUGUUAAAAAGAAGUCCCUCUUUAUCUUUUUCAAGCUAGUUUAGAAAUUUAGACACGAGAAGUCUCCCUCUUUCCACCAAUCCAAGACAUCUGCUGACACAAGCUUUGUUGGUGGUGAUGUCACCGUGGUAAUGAGUCCUGCUGCAUUACGUGCCUCCACACUGACAUAAAUGAUGUCCCCAUUGCUGACACCUAGCUUGUCAUCCAGGAGGACUUCAAAACUUGUGCUGAUACCCACGUCGGUGUAAGGGUAGAUGUUGGUAGUGUUUGAAGGUAGAGUCCCUAUGGCAAUUCUGAAGCCAGUUAUACCAGAUUCCAAGUCAUUAAAUCUUGACCAGUAA